GAGCUGUACGUCACAAGAUGUUAUUGCAUCAGCUGUAAUAAUUUUGUUUCCUUUUAUCUUUUUUUUUGGAGUCGCACUGAAAUUUUUGAGCGACAAAUAAAAUCGAAGAGAAAUGAGUGACGAAUAUAGUUUUAGAUUUUAUCAUUUUAUUGUUACCUUUCUAUACUCGCGUUGACGUUAUAUCUUCCGGCGGGAAUCUCGAAAUAUUCAUGCUUUUUCCGUCAGAUCAGCCUAAAAAUGCGGCCGAGUAUACUAAAGAGCAGCUUGGAGAAUGCUUCUUUCAGCAUUAUAUUUCAGAUAUUCUGUCGCUGUGUCACGUUUCUUUUGAACGCAUUUGUUGUUCGGCAUGUAGGUCAAGCUGUUUUAGGUGUCAUUAAUGUGAGAUUAUUGUUACUGGAAUCUAUGAUAUUGUUCUUAUCACGAGAACCAUUCAUGAAAGCAUGUUUGACUAAUACAGUGGAGCAUAAUUGGGCCCAAGUUGUGAAUUUACUCUGGCUGACGGUACCCAUAUGUCUUGUAAUGUCUUUUUUAUUCGGAUACAUUUGGUUAUUUGUACUCUCUACGACAGAGGCAUUACCACCGUACUAUACAUUUGCAGUUUGGGCAGUCGGACUAUCAUGCAUCAUAGAACUGUCUUCUUUGAUUGUUCAAUUAGCCGCGAACGCAUUUCUAUUUGUUAGGCUUAAAAUAAUUCUAGACACAAUCAUGAUUGCUAUUCGCACUAUGACAUUUGUCUUACUAAUAUUAUAUUAUCCAGAGAAUGCAUUACUUGCAUUCGGUACAGCUCAGCUUGUUGCAGCAGUAUUUUAUACAACUAGUCACUAUGCAUAUUUUCACUAUUACAUCAAAAAGUUGAAUAAAUGCACACAGAAACGAAGAAUGUCUUUGAAAGACAGUACUGAUGAAUAUGUGGUAAGAGAGUUUCCCUUUCGCAAUGUGAAGGAUUUUUUACCUGGUCAGCUGGAAAAUAAUGAUUCAUAUCUUGAUAAAAAGUUAACUAUUCUUACAUGGAGCUUCUUUAGGCAAGGAAUACUGAAGCAAAUUCUGACAGAAGGCGAGAGAUUGAUCAUGACUAUAAUGCCAGUAUUGACAUUCACAGAACAGGGUACUUAUGAGAUUGUGAAUAAUUUGGGUUCGUUAGCUGCUAGAUUUAUUUUCCGUCCAAUCGAAGAAAGCGGAUAUUUUUAUUUCACGCAAAUAGUAAAGAGAGAUAAAUCAAUAUCCGAUCAAAAUCCAGCGGAUAUACAAGAGAGCGUGAAUGUGUUGACACAUUUGUGUUCAAUCGUUACAUCUAUUGGUCUGAUUGUUCUAGUAUUCGGUCAGUCCUAUUCGAGCACAUUGCUCUGGCUAUACGGUGGCUCGAAACUGACCUUACCCUUACCUGUUCUUCUGCUAAGAGCGCACUGUCUUGCUGUAUUACUGUUAGGAAUUAAUGGCGUGACGGAAUGUUACACUAACGCGACAGCUGACAGCGCGACUAUAAAUAAGAGUAAUGUUAUCAUGGUUUACGAAUCUAUCGCGUUCUUGGGCGCAUCGUAUUUGUUUGCCAUUUGGUUCGGUCCAGUCGGUUUUAUCUUUGGCAAUUGUGUAAAUAUGAGCCUAAGAAUCAUACAUUCGGCAAUGUUCAUCAAUAAAAGACAUCGGGACACAAUAUAUCGUCCUCUACGCGGAUUAGUACCAAAGCCCAUGUUUUCAGCGUCUCUACUCGUUGCGGCAUUCAUUACUAAUUUAUCACAAGCUUAUUUCUUUCCAACUGAUAAAAUAUUGCAUCUAUUGAUUGGAAUAACGAUGUUUAUGAUUGUACUUAUGUCGUGGAUGUACGAAAAUCAUGAAUUGCUUAAGCUCGCUACAAACAUGUGGUACAAAAGAAGAAGCAAACAGGGAAAGAGCGAUUAAAAGUCUUUAAAUCCUGUACAUUAUUUUAUUUAUGAUUUAUAUAUAUAUAUAAAUUAUACAAACUCGUAAUGCAGUAGAUUAAUUGCAUUGCACGAGUUUUUGUAAAUGUUAAAAAAUUAUAAUAAAGAAAUAUUUAUUUUAUAUAUAAUUAAUUACAAAUUCCU
Messenger RNA from Cataglyphis hispanica, 2060 nucleotides. Its product is annotated as protein RFT1 homolog. Gene Ontology annotation, cellular component: endoplasmic reticulum membrane. The coding region runs from base 238 to 1896 and encodes 552 amino acids. The record is from RefSeq and is a predicted model, not a curated record. The transcript is spliced from 8 exons. Gene Ontology annotation, biological process: dolichol-linked oligosaccharide biosynthetic process; glycolipid translocation. NCBI's taxonomy places the organism in Eukaryota, Metazoa, Arthropoda, Insecta, Hymenoptera, Formicidae.